Molecule: messenger RNA, 989 nt
Organism: Prorocentrum cordatum
Lineage: Eukaryota; Dinophyceae; Prorocentrales; Prorocentraceae
Source: the annotation of a GenBank genome assembly
AGCCGUGUCUUCCCGCUUUCCGCUAUUGCCAUUUCCGGACGAUGGCGCCCCGGGCGGACGUCGUGGCGAUGGGGGGCGGCCAGGGUCGAUGGCUGCCCAGCCAGUUGCGCGCCUCCGAAGCCAGCGCCCUCGGCGCCUCCGCCGCCCGCCGGGCCGCCUGCCGCAGGAGGCAGGAGGCGUGCGAGGCGGGACUUCGAGAUGCCGUUCGCGGUGGUGGCCUGGGCAGGUGGCAGGACCGCGAGCGGGCGUCCAGGCCCGCCCUUCAGCGGCUUGCCUCAGGCGAGCGCGUCCCCGGGGCGUGGCGGAGGAGGCGCAACGCUUCUUGGCACUCCCAGCGGGUGCUCCCUGACGGGUUUGCCAGCGCAUCCGUCCACGACAUCGAGUGGGCAGCCGCUGGACCGCGGCUGGGCAUGGCCCACACGGUGCGGGCCGCGCAGCAGGCGCAGCAGGAUGUGCCGCUUGCCGGCGAGCCGCCGCGCGCACCGCUCGCAGAAUGGUUGGCGCCAGGGUUUGGCGGCGGGCUGGAGGCUCGCCAAUCGCCAGGUGCAGAAGGUGCAGUUGGAGACGGCGACGCUGAGCGACGACGUCGGCAACGACGUGGUGAACGUGACCGUGCGUCACAACGGCACCGAGCACAUCCGGAAGGUCACUUCGACACCAUCGAGGGCCAGAGCCUGGGGACCGAGACGGUCCCGCAGGCGCCGCUGGCCGAUGAGAUGGCGGCGCUGGAGCCGCUGGAUAUCAAGGACGGGGUCGCCGAGCUGGAGGGCCCCCUCCUUGGCGCCACCGAGCGUCUGAACACGGCAGACCACUUGGAGAAGGCGUGCGCGUCCAACGACGGAGGCGGCGGGCGAGUACUUCGCGGCUGGCGACACCGUCGUCAAUUGCAUCGCGGAGUGCGCCCGAUUGCGAGCGGCACAUCUGCAUCGACUGCCGGGCCAAGCACGGCCCGACGGCGCACCUGAAGGCCAUCGACUACAAGGUGUGCG